GGUAUGGAUUGAAGAAAGCCCAGAUUUGAAACUAAAAUUACAGUAUAAUUCUAUUGCGAGUUGCGAAGCAAAAUAUUGGAAGCAGAGGAGAGCAGCAGCGCAGAAAAGGAGAGCUGGCAGAAAAAGAAGAAGAAAGAUUGGCAUUACUGAUCAAGAAAUGUCCCAACAUGAGACUUCUCAAUCAAAUCCACGCUCACAUUCUCACCCAUCCCCACCUCUCUCCCUCCACCUACGCUUUCUCUCUCUCCAAAAUCCUCUGCUUCGCCGCCUACCGCGAUGUCCACUACGCCAAGCGCCUUCUCUUCCAGAUCCGCUGCCCUAACAUCUUCGCCUACAACACCCUCAUCAGAGGAUUCCUGCACCACGCCCCCUCUGCGGAGCCCAUUUUCCUCUUCAGGAGAUUGAUUCGAUCCAAAUUCCCGCCCUCCAACACCUUCACGCUGGCCUUCGUCUUCAAAUCCUGCUCGAUGCUCCCGGCGCUCCACGAGGGGCGCCAGGUCCACAAGCACGCCAUUACCUCCGGAUUGGCUGGGAAUUCGUUCGUGCAGACCUCGCUGCUCAACUUCUACGCCAAAUGCGAGGAGGUCGGGCUGGGCCGGAAGGUGUUCGACGAAAUGUCUGACAGAAACGUGGUCGCGUGGAGCGCCAUGAUCGGGGGCUACGCGAGGGUUGGGAAGGUGAACGAGGCGUUGGAGGUGUUUAGGGAGAUGCAGAAGGGCGGGGUGAAGCCGGAUGAGGUGACGAUGGUGAGUGCUAUCUCUGCGUGUGCGAUGGCUGGAGCGCUUGAUUUGGGGAAAUGGCUGCAUAUGUUUAUUGAUAAGAAGGGGAUAAAGAAUGAUCUUGAGGUGAGCACGGCGCUUGUGAAUAUGUACGCCAAGUGUGGGUGCAUUGAGAAGGCGCGGGCUGUUUUUGAGGCCAUGCCCGUGAGGGAUGCAAAGGCGUGGAGCUCUAUGAUUGUCGGAUUUGCUAUCACGGGAAUGGCAAACGAGGCGUUGGAGAUGUUCCAGAGAAUGGGAGAAGCUCAGGUUGAGCCUAACCAUGUGACCCUUAUUGGAGUGUUGUCGGCAUGUGCCCAUGGCGGCCUUGUAGCCGAGGGGAGGAAAUAUUGGUCGAGCAUGCUUGACUGUGGGAUGGAGCCGUCUAUGGAGCAUUACGGCUGCAUGGUUGAUCUAUUUUGUCGUGCAAACAAGGCCGAAGAUGCAUACGAAUUCGUGGCAAGCAUGCCCGUUGCUCCUAAUCCAGCAAUAUGGCGAACAUUGGUGGUCAGUUUCAAGAAGAACAAGAUGUUCCACAAAGGCGAGGAAGUAGCUAAGCAGCUUCUUCAGUUGGAGCCACAUAACGCAGAGAAUUACAUACUGCUUUCGAGCUUGUAUGCAUCUGCAUCAGAUUGGGUUAAGAUGAGUAGCGUGAGAAGGCAGAUGAGAGAGAGGGGGAUCAAAGCUGUGCCCGGGUGCAGUUCCAUUGAGAUCAAUGGGCAUGUGCAUGAGUUUGUGAUGGGCGAUUGGUCCCAUCCUGAAGCUAAGGACAUAACCGAUUUCAUAUGUGAAGUGUCGGAGAGGGUUCAGGCCAGCGGUCAUGAACCUUGGAUCGCGUCUGUUUUGCAGAAUGUUGGUAAUGGGGAGAAGCUGGAUGCUCUCUGGGAGCACAGUGAGAGGUUGGCCAUUGCAUACGGUCUGUUGAAGACGAAGGCGCCUGCAACUAUUAGAGUAGUGAAGAACCUUAGGGUCUGCGAAGACUGUCAUGAAGUGACAAAGACUAUAAGCAAGUUGUACAAUCGCGAAAUCAUCGUUAGGGAUAGAAUUCGGUUCCACAAGUUUGUCGAUGGAGUCUGCUCUUGCCAGGACUUCUGGUGAAUCUUCAUUCAUUGUUUGAUUUCAAGAUUCUUGGCUCCUAAUUCAGAGUGGAAGUUUUGGAUCACAUUAA
Molecule: messenger RNA, 1923 nt
Organism: Salvia miltiorrhiza (redroot sage)
Lineage: Eukaryota; Viridiplantae; Streptophyta; Magnoliopsida; Lamiales; Lamiaceae
Product: pentatricopeptide repeat-containing protein At5g48910-like
Exons: 2
Coding region: 168-1853 (561 amino acids)
Biological process (GO): RNA modification
Molecular function (GO): RNA binding; protein binding; zinc ion binding
Source: RefSeq, a predicted model, not a curated record